AAACAAACAACCACAAGGCCAAACCCAAUGGGAAUAUUGUCGAGGAAAGCGACGUGCAACACUCACGGCCAGGAUUCCUCCUACUUCCUGGGAUGGGAAGAGUACGAGAAGAACCCAUACGACGAGGCCACCAACCCCGCCGGAAUCAUCCAAAUGGGCCUCGCCGAGAACCAGCUCUCCUUCGACCUCAUCGAGCAAUGGCUCGCCGCCAACCCCGACCCCGCCUCCUUCAAGCGCGACGGCGGCUCCGUCUUCCGCGAUCUCGCCCUCUUCCAAGACUACCACGGCCUCCCCGCCUUCAAAAAGGCUUUGGUCGAGUUCAUGUCGGAAAUUAGGGGGAACAAGGUGACAUUCGAUCAGAACAAGAUCGUCCUCACCGCUGGUGCAACCUCCGCCAACGAGACCCUCAUGUUCUGCCUCGCCGAGCCCGGCGAGGCCAUCCUCCUCCCCACCCCUUACUACCCAGGUUUCGACCGGGACCUCAAGUGGAGAACCGGAGUGGAGAUCGUACCCAUACAAUGCACCAGCGCCAACGGCUUCCAAAUCACGGAGACAGCUCUCGAGCAAGCCUACCUCGACGCCAAGACACGCAACCUAAAAGUGAAGGGCGUCCUCGUCACCAACCCUUCCAACCCGCUGGGAACCACGUUGACCCGACCGGAGCUCAACCUCCUCGUCAACUUCAUAUCCGACAAGCAGAUCCACCUCAUCAGCGACGAGAUCUACGCGGGGACCGCCUUCUCCUCCCCCGGCUACGUCAGCAUCAUGGAGGUCCUGAAAGACAAGAAGCUCGAACACACCGAGCUCGCCGACCGCGUCCACGUGGUGUACAGCCUGUCCAAGGACCUCGGCCUCCCCGGGUUCCGCGUCGGUGCCAUCUACUCCAACGACGACCGAGUCGUCUCCGCCGCGACGAAAAUGUCGAGCUUCGGCCUCGUCUCGUCGCAGACGCAGUACCUCCUCGCGGCUCUCCUCUCCGACAAGAAGUUCACGAGGAACUACAUCGCGGAGAGCCAGAGGAGGUUGAAGCAGCGACAGAGAUCGCUGCGCAAAGGGUUGGAGAAGGCCGGGAUUAGCUGUCUGAAGAGCAAUGCCGGGCUGUUCUGUUGGGUUGAUAUGAGGCAUCUGCUUGAAGCGAAUACUUUUGAAGCGGAGAUGAAGCUGUGGAAGAAGAUUGUUUAUGAAGUGAAGCUCAACAUCUCGCCCGGUUCUUCGUGCCAUUGCGUCGAGCCGGGGUGGUUUCGUGUUUGUUUCGCGAACAUGUCGGAGGAGACGCUGGAGCUGGCUGUGGAGAGGCUGAGGAUGUUCGUGGAGGAGAAUUACAACGAUGUGAUUCCUCGCAGCAGGAGCGGGCAUGAGAUGUUGAAGGGUUUGAGGAAGAAGAAUCUCACCAAGUGGGUUUUCCGGCUAUCCUACUCCUCCGACCGUGAGCCGGAGGAGAGGUAG
Linum tenue is the source of this 1446-nucleotide messenger RNA. The record is from the annotation of a GenBank genome assembly. Lineage: Eukaryota; Viridiplantae; Streptophyta; Magnoliopsida; Malpighiales; Linaceae.